Messenger RNA from Zea mays, 1236 nucleotides. RefSeq lists its product as uncharacterized. Gene Ontology annotation, molecular function: ribosomal small subunit binding. NCBI's taxonomy places the organism in Eukaryota, Viridiplantae, Streptophyta, Magnoliopsida, Poales, Poaceae. Gene Ontology annotation, biological process: rRNA processing; ribosome biogenesis. The record is from RefSeq and is marked validated.
AACACUAUCCCCUUUCGCCGGCGCCGCUCCCGCUCCGUCCCACCCGCGCUCUCCAGUCUCCACGGAUCGAUCGAAGCUUCCGUCUUCCGGCGCGAUGUUCCCGUGCCGCCCCUUGGCUCCGCCGCACCUGCCGCGUGCCCCUUCCCUCGCGCGGCUUCCACUGUCGUCGCUGCGGCCGCCGUCGUCGUCGCUGCGCGUGGUGCGGUGCAUGGCGAAGGAGCGGCGGGUACGGAUGGUGGCGAAGCAGAUCCAGCGGGAGCUCGCCGACAUGCUCACCCGCGACCCCGUGCUGCAGCGCGCCGUGCUCCCCGAAGCCGCGCUCGGCGCUGACCGCUACCUGUCGUCGCUCACCACCAUCGCCGACGUCGAGCUCUCCAACGACCUCCAGGUGUGCAAAGUGUACGUGUCCGUGUUUGGGGACGAGAGGGGGAAGAAGGUGGCCAUCGAGGGGCUCAAGGCCAAGACCAAGUACGUCAGGAGCCAGAUAGGCAGGAGGAUGAAGCUUCGCCUCACGCCGGAGAUAAGGUUCAUCGAGGAUGAGUCUAUGGAGCGUGGAAGCAGGAUCCUUGCUAUACUUGACAAACUAAAGGAGGAAAGGGAGCAACAAGAAGGAAAAGAUGGAGAGGAAGAUGAUGAUUCAUAUAUAUCAGAAGAAGAUGAUGGUGACUGGGAUGCAGAUGAGCCAGAUGAGGAGGACAUCAUUUACGUAAAAUAGCCCAUUGUCUUCUAGGAACUUGGCCAUCAUUCAUCCAGAACACAGCAGUUCUCUUCAGAGUUUAAUUCUGUGAAGUUCACUGCUCGCCUGCUUGUCGAAGCACUCCAAAGUAUAUCAGCACUUGAAGAGGUCUACACUCUACAGAGACAUCUCUUUUGCCAAUUGAAGCAGGACAUAUCACACCCUUGCUGCCAUUUAGAAGCUGGUCAUGUCCUUUUUUAUGGCUUUUCAAUGCGGGGGAUAUUUCAAAGAGGAAUUUGGAAGUCUUUUUUUUUCCUGUCCACUGAAUUAUGAUAUCUGACCAUUGACGCAAGACAGUUUGGGCUGAUGCUCAUUCCUCUGUUAUGUUAACUAGCACUUGUUUAAUUUGUACUUGCCUAGUUAUCUUGCUGUAUUUCAGUCUCCAUUUCUUCUAUGGUUUUGGUACAGUAUUUCCUCUUUCUAUAAGCCAUUAUGUAAUAGAGUAGCAUCAGUAUGAUUUUAAUGAUAAUUUAUCACUCUCUCAUCUGAUCUAACAAAAA